Molecule: messenger RNA, 1940 nt
Organism: Capsicum annuum
Lineage: Eukaryota; Viridiplantae; Streptophyta; Magnoliopsida; Solanales; Solanaceae
Product: WD repeat-containing protein ATCSA-1
Exons: 10
Coding region: 329-1690 (453 amino acids)
Biological process (GO): transcription-coupled nucleotide-excision repair; protein polyubiquitination; proteasome-mediated ubiquitin-dependent protein catabolic process
Cellular component (GO): Cul4A-RING E3 ubiquitin ligase complex; nucleotide-excision repair complex
Molecular function (GO): protein binding
Source: RefSeq, a predicted model, not a curated record
UAAUUAUUUUAAAACGGAGGAGUAACCUAAGUUGACACACGUUCAGUAGUCUUGUAAAAUCCACAGAGACGCCCUUUGUCAUCACAUUUGUUAGCCUUUCUGCAUCUCUUUAAUAUCUAUCCCAUUUUCUCACAUCGUGCUCGUCGCCAGGCGCUGGGGCUACCUACUCAGCAAAUCAAAUAGCACAAAUAUCCACCAACUGUUUGAUAAAAUGUUUAGAAGAAACAACAAAGGCCAAGAUUGGUUCCAUCACUAAAUCAAUCAAUCAAAUCAUCUUUCAUACCAAUCGUAUUUAUUAUAUUUUUUGUAGAUCAAGGAUGCGAGGACGAUGUGGAAGGAGAUCGGAGACAGAGAAUUUGGGAAGCUUCGCACUAAUUUAUUCAGCAAUCGUAUUAAGUCGGCUAGAAUCUCUUCUAUUCAACUCUCCAACUACAAAGAUUUCAUUUCUCCUCACCGUGGCUCCAUCAACUCCUUACAGGUUGAUUUGACAGAGGGCCGAUAUCUGUUAUCCUCUGCUUCGGAUACAUCAGUUGCUGUUUAUGAUGUCCAACGUGCAACUGAUUAUGAUGAAAGUGGUCUGAUUGCAAAGCAUAAGCACAUAUUGUUGGUUGACAAGCAACAUGAACAGGGCCACAAAUAUGCCAUUUCCACAGCCAUCUGGUAUCCAAUUGACACAGGGCUUUUUAUUACAGGCUCUUAUGACCAUUACGUUAACGUCUGGGAUACUAACACGACGCAGGUGGUAAUUAAUUUCAAAAUGCCUGGAAAAGUGUACAAGACUGCCAUGUCGCCGGUGGCAACAUCACACAUGUUGAUCGCUGCUGGAACUGAAGAUGUUCAAGUUCGUCUUUGUGAUAUUUCUUCGGGUGCAUUUGCUCAUACAUUAUCUGGCCAUCGUGAUGGAGUGAUGUCAGUUGAAUGGUCUGCUUCUAGCGAGUGGGUUUUGGUAACAGGGGGUUGCGAUGGCGCCAUUCGCUUUUGGGACAUAAGGCGUGCAGGAUGUUUUCGUGUUCUAGAUCAGUCUCAUUCUCAGCUUGGAAGUCGCCCAACUAUUCUUACACGUUCCACUGCAAACAAGAGUUCCAUGCUGAAAACAUCUUCAGGAGGCUUAAAUUCAUCUACAAAAGGCCGUCCAUCUCAGAAGAAAAUGGGAAAUGGUGUGAGUCUCAAACACGCUGCAAUUGCUAGACAAGUGAGGGGAUAUGGAAAGCAGCGACUACAUCCAGGGAUGCUCUCUAGUCAAGAUAGAGCCACUGCUCAUUAUGGUGCUGUCAAUGGAUUAAAAGUGACCAAUGAUGGAAUGUAUCUCCUUAGUGCAGGUUCUGAUUCAAGGUUAAGGUUAUGGGAUAUUGAAUCUGGUUGCAAUACACUAGUGAACUUUGAAACUUCACGACUACAGUCCACCAAAGCUUUACAGUUGGCCAUAUCUCAUGAUUCAAAACUUGUAUUUGUGCCGUGCAUGUCAACUACUAAGGCAUUUGAUCUGUGGUCCGGCAAGACAAUGAUGGAUUUACGUGGCCACUAUGAGAAUGUGAACUGUUGUCUGUACAAUUCGCUGGACCAGGAACUAUACACAGGUGGUAAUGACCGGAAAAUUCUUGUCUGGUCUCCAAGUAAAACUACUGCUGAUGAAUUGGAGGGUAGAGACGGACAAGCUUUUGCAAUCGAUCAAGAUAAUUGGAGCGACUAAGUAGCUCACAAAAUUUCGGAGGUUCCAUGUCAAGUUCAACUUUCAGGUUUCUUCAUUGUACAUUUGCUUGAGAACUAAGAUGUAAUAAAUUGGAAUCUGAUGCUGUACAAUAUUCUAUUUCUAUUUGAAAUGCUUAGAUAAUGCCACUGUUUUGUAAUUGAUGAAGUUUAGAAACAAAUUGUCAUUAUGUCAUGUUUUGUAUUAACAAAUGCCACAGAUUGACACCUUGCAAGUGGAUGAUCUUUUUUUA